This is a messenger RNA of Neoarthrinium moseri, 1653 nucleotides long. RefSeq lists its product as uncharacterized. The coding region runs from base 1 to 1653 and encodes 550 amino acids. The record is from RefSeq and is a predicted model, not a curated record. Gene Ontology annotation, cellular component: membrane. Gene Ontology annotation, biological process: transmembrane transport; carbohydrate transport. Gene Ontology annotation, molecular function: carbohydrate:proton symporter activity. NCBI's taxonomy places the organism in Eukaryota, Fungi, Ascomycota, Sordariomycetes, Amphisphaeriales, Apiosporaceae. The transcript has 2 exons.
AUGGCGAAAAUGGCCAAGAUUGCGAAAGUCCGCACCGGACACAAGGACAACGAGCAUGGCGUCCCGACCUACUGGUCCAAGAGCGGAAAGACGCUCCAGCGAUACAUCACGGCCCUGGCCACGACCGACUUCCUGCUUUUCGGUUAUGAUCAGGGUGUGAUGGCUGGUAUCAUCUCGUCGCCUGCCUUCGUUCACGAUUUCCCCGAGGUUGACGGUGACAGCACCUGGCAAGGUUUCGUCACCUCCAUCUAUGCUGUCGGCUGUUUCUUGGGCGCUUGCUUCAUCCUCUCGUUUGGCGACCGCCUCGGUCGACGAUACUCAAUCUUCCUCGGUGCCGCUGUUAUGGUUAUUGGUGUCAUUAUUCAGAUCGCGUCUGUUCCUCCCAAUGCAGGUGCUACAGCGCAGUUCAUUAUAGGACGGCUCAUCACAGGAAUUGGCAACGGCAUCAACACUUCGACAGUCCCCACCUAUCAGGCUGAGUGUUCUGAGUCCCACAACAGAGGCAAGGUCAUCUGUAUCGAGGGUGGAAACGUCGCCGUUGGUACGCUGAUCGCCUACUGGAUUGACUACGGAUGCACGUACGGACCUCACCCCUUCGUCUGGCGCUUCCCCAUCGCCUUCCAGAUUGUCUUCUGUGUUGUCAUUCUCGUCCUGAUGCUGCGACUGCCCGAGUCCCCUCGUUGGCUUCUGUCGCACGGUCGUGAAGAAGAGGCAAACACUGUUUUGGCAGCCCUGGCCGACAAGCAACGUGAGCACGAUGUCGUUCAGACUCAGAUCACCGUCAUCAACGAUGCCAUGAAGGCUUCCGGCCAAAUCGGUGGCCACACUUCGUUCAAGGACCUGCUCACUAACGGCAAGAGCCAGCACUUCCGCCGUCUGCUCCUUGGUGCUGGUUCUCAGAUGAUGCAGCAGCUGUCUGGUUGCAACGCUGUCAUCUACUACUUCCCCAUUCUCUUCCAGACUUCGCUUGGCACCACCGAGAACCUUGCUCUGCUGCUGGGAGGUGUGAACAUGGUUGUCUACGCUAUUUUCGCCAUGACCUCCUGGUACGCCGUCGAACGCAUUGGUCGUCGUCAGUUGUUCUUCAUCGGCACCAUCGGACAGUGCUUGUCCAUGGUCUUGGUCUUUGCCUGCUUGAUCCCCGACACUCCCUCGGCUGCCAAGGGCGCUGGUGUUGGUCUGUUCACCUACAUCGCCUUCUUCGGUGCCACUUGGCUGCCCCUACCUUGGUUGUACCCCGCUGAGAUCAACCCCUUGAAGACCCGUGCGAAGGCCAACGCAGUCUCUACUGUCUCUAACUGGCUGUGGAACUUCUUCAUUGUUAUGAUCACGCCCGUUUUGGUUGACAGCAUUAGCUGGGGUACCUACCUCUUUUUCGCUGCCCUCAACGCCAUCUUCUUCCCCAUCCUGUACUUCUUCUACCCUGAGACGGCCGGCCGAACCCUGGAGGAGAUUGACAUCAUCUUCGCCAAGGGCAACGACGAGAAGAUCAGCUAUGUUACGGCUGCUAAGCUGCUGCCCAAGCUCACUGAGCAGGAGAUCAGAGAUCAGGCUCUCAAGUAUGGCUGCAACUCGUCUGACGAUGAGUCGGGUAGCACUGGCGAGAAAAAUGAGGCAUCCAACGUCGACAACACCAACACCUUGAUGGCGUAA